ACUCCCCCCCACUCCCCUCCUCCUGUGUGCAUCAAUCUCACGACGGCGUCUCAGAGGACGGUUCCCCGCGUUGAGCUUUCAUCUCCGGGUGAAGGAGUAGGAACGCACAAGCUGGUCGGUGGACUUUCUGCACGCUGCCGUUGACGGUCUCUGUCUCUCUGCCAUGGAGUCCUUGUCGUCCCCUCUCCACGGAGGCCAAGGCGGGGAGGACCCGGAGCGGAAGGGAUCCCGCCGCAAAAGGGAGUUCAUACCCGAGGAGAAGAAGGACGCCCAGUACUGGGAGAAACGCCACAAGAACAACGAGGCGGCCAAGCGCUCGCGGGAGAAGAGGCGGCUGAACGACCACGUGCUGGAGAGUCACCUCAUGGCCCUGAAAGAAGAGAACAGCCGGCUCGCCGCCGAGUUGAUGGCCAUCAAGCUGCACUUCGGCCUGGUCCACCCGGCGGCCUACACCGCGCACCUGAGCAGCCAGCUGCACGCCCACAGCGGCCCCCAGCCCGCCACUGCCGCCGGCACAUACCACCAGUCCCUGGGGAGGGACUACUACCGGGGGGCCAGGGAGUCUUCGGUCAUGGCGAGACCUCAGCCUCCCCACCCAGUCUACAUCCCGGCAUACGCCCUCCACGCCAUGAGGGGCUAUUCGUAUUUGAACACGUCCGGCGGCGCCGGGUCCGGCCUCCUCACUCCCCUCAUGCUGCCCCAAAAUCUGGCCAGCUAUUCGCCUCUCCCCGGAGCCGCCCCGCUGAAGCCCGUCCGCGCCAGAACCGCCUCGGACGAGGAGGAGGAGCAGCAGGUCCCGGGGCUGUCGUCCCCGUCCUUUCCGCCGCCGCCUCGCAGGAUCCCCUCGAGGGGACACAGGAUCUACUCCCCACCGAGACAAUACACGUCCAACUGACCGAACGGUGCGCCGUGUCGCUGCCCCCGACCGCGGCAGCCUCUCAAAGACUUUUCUGAAGUUUAGGUCAGCAGUCCAGAGAGGACGAGAACUGUAGCUUUGCAAACGAACGAGAUGAAAACGCACUGAAUUAUGUAAAUAAAGAAGGUUUAAAAAAAAAAAAAAAAGGUUUCAUGAGA
Messenger RNA from Gasterosteus aculeatus aculeatus (three-spined stickleback), 1074 nucleotides. RefSeq lists its product as uncharacterized. Lineage: Eukaryota; Metazoa; Chordata; Actinopteri; Perciformes; Gasterosteidae. The record is from RefSeq and is a predicted model, not a curated record. Gene Ontology annotation, cellular component: nucleus. Gene Ontology annotation, biological process: regulation of DNA-templated transcription; circadian rhythm. Gene Ontology annotation, molecular function: DNA-binding transcription factor activity; DNA binding.